Messenger RNA from Scylla paramamosain (green mud crab), 9310 nucleotides. Its product is annotated as terminal nucleotidyltransferase 5C-like. The record is from RefSeq and is a predicted model, not a curated record. Gene Ontology annotation, biological process: mRNA stabilization. Gene Ontology annotation, molecular function: poly(A) RNA polymerase activity; RNA binding. The transcript has 3 exons. Lineage: Eukaryota; Metazoa; Arthropoda; Malacostraca; Decapoda; Portunidae. Bases 276 to 1562 code for a protein of 428 amino acids.
UGUACGUACGUACGUGCGUGUGUGCGGGAGAGCGUGUAAGUGUGUGCGUGUGUGCGUGCGGCGUGACGUCACGGCCGCCACACGCCGCCACCUGCUGGCCGCGCCGCGCCGCCGCCGCCGCUGCCGCGGUGCUGCCAGUCCACUGUGGAUCGUGCCAGCGUCAGGACGUGCCCCGCUGCCACGCACACACUUGUACACGGCCGCGCACGCACACGCACGCACACGCCUCCGUGACCCGCCCCGUGUGUCCCCAGAGGGAGGCGUUGCGGCAGGCGAUGGAAGGCGUGGGGGGCGUCAGCGGCGUGGAGGACCGGCGCUUCUCCGUGCUGACGUACGAGCAGGUGCGUCACCUUAACGAGGUGCUGCACGAGGUGGUGUCCAUCCACGGCCGCGGGAACUUCCCUACCCUGGAGAUCCGCCUACGGGACCUGGUGAGCCUGGUGCGCGCCAAGCUGGAGGCCGAGGCGGUGCAGGUGCGGGACAUCCGCAUCAACGGCGGCGCCGCCUCGCACAUCCUGGCCGCCACGCCGGACCAGGCCUACAACGACCUGGACCUCAUCUUCGCGGUGGACCUCAGCUCGCCGCGCUCCUACGACCGCGUCAAGAACGCCGUGCUGGAGGUGCUGCUGGACUUCCUGCCCGCGGGUGUCAGCAAGCGCCGCAUGUCCUCGUGCUCCAUGAAGGAGGGCUACGUGCACAAGAUGGUCAAAGUGAACGACACGGACCGCUGGUCGCUCAUCUCGCUGUCCAACCACGGCGGCCGCAACGUGGAGCUCAAGUUCGUGGACACCAUGAAGCGCCAGUUCGAGUUCUCCGUGGACUCAUUCCAGGUGGUGCUGGACUCGCUGCUGCUGUUUUACGAGUGCGCCGAGAUGCCCAUCAGCGAGAACUUCUACCCCACCGUCAUGGGCGAGAGCGUGUACGGGGACUUCAGCGAGGCGCUCUACCACCUGCAGAAGAAGCUGAUCGCCACCAAAAACCCCGAGGAGAUCCGCGGCGGCGGCCUGCUCAAGUACUGCAGCCUGCUGGUGAAGGAGUACGAGCCCGCCCGCCCCGACGAGAUCAAGACGCUGGAGCGGUACAUGUGCUCGCGCUUCUUCAUCGACUUCCCCGACGUGUCGCAGCAGCAGAGCAAGAUCGAGGCGUACCUGUGGAACCACUUCGUGGGGCCCGACGAGGCGCUGCGCUACGACUUCCUGAUGGUGGUGCACCGCGUGGUGGACGACAGCACGGUGUGCCUGAUGGGUCACGAGCGGCGCCAGACCCUCAACCUGAUCGACGAGCUGGCGUGCCAGGUGUUCUACACAGACCAGCACCGCCUGUACACCAAGCAGCAGCCGUGCUCGUCGCCCUCGCCGUGCUCCUCAGCCUCCUCGUGCUCCUCGUCCUCGUCCUCGUCCUCAUCCUCGUCCUCGUCCUCGUCUAGUAGUAGCUUCGACGUGCACAUAGCGCCCCCGCCGCCCGUCAUCUACAGCAACGGCUACUACUACGCGCCCAUCGUGCCAGCACCCGCGCCGCCACAGCCCUACACGUGUACCUGCGGGUGGCUGCAGUGUGCCUAGGGGCGCCGCGCUCCCCUUCCCCCCACGGGCCGCGAGUGCCAUCAGCAAACACUGGUAACGCUGCCGCCACGACCCCUGGGCGUGGGCGGCGGGCGGUGGUGGCGGCGGCGGCGGCGGUGGAGGUGGGCAGCCACCCCCGCCACCCGCCGCCGCCGCCGCCGCCAGGCCCGCCCAGCGUCGCCGCCCACUGUGAUAUAAUGAACCUGACGAGUGUGUCAGUGCUGCACGCGCCGCGCACACCACCACCCAAAGGAGUAUUACUACCAUUACUAUACUACUACUACUUCUACUACUACUACUACCACUACUACUACUACCACUCACACUGCUACUACUACUACUACUACUACUACUACUUCCACCACACUUGUCACUACUUCAAUGCCACCCCUGCUUUAGUUGAUCAUUCCCUGCCCCCACUAUCUCCAACACCACCACCCACACCACGCCCGCGCCGCCACGGCCAGGUGCAACCCCCAACACACCCACGGGACAAGACACCGCGGGGGGGACAGGACCCCGCCCACCACCGCCCCCCAACCCCCGGCACGAGGAGGAGACAAGCAGAGGCAACACGGAGACUGACCCCCCACCCCCCCAGAGGUCAUAGGGGUCACGGGGCCAUAAGAGGAGAACCACGUGACCGCCCUUAUGUGCAAGCAGUGAGCCUGUUCACAAUCACACUCAAGCGUUAAUAGUCCCCCCUUGAAUACAUCUCACUGGCACUCCGUUUUCUGUUGAGCAUGACCUGACACGACCUGCCCUUUGACCUCUCGACCUAGGAGGAGGAGGAGGAGGAGGAGGGAAGAGAGAUAGUGAAGAAGAAUGUACAAAAGAAGAUGAGAAGAGGUAAACUCAAAACAUCGUAGCUGCCCCUGGAAAGAAAACGCGUAGAAAACGGGAAACCACUAUCGCUGUGACUGAAGAAAACGGAAGGAAGAAGCAGAAGAAAAAGUGAAAAGCGGACGAAAAGAGAGAGAGAGAGAGAGAGAGAGAGAGAGAGAGAGAGAGAGAGAGAGAGAGAGAGAGAGAGAGAGAGCAAAUUUGUGGUUUGAAAGAAGAAAGCAAGGAAGAAAAUGAGGAAUGAAAGAGGAGGAAUAGAUAGAGAUAGAGUAGAUAGGUAGAGAGAGAGAGAGAGAGAGAGAGAGAGAGAGAGAGAGAGAGAGAGAAAGGAAAAAGAAACUGAAGAAAAUAAAGAAAACGAGAGAAUAAAAGAAAAAAUAAAGAAGAGAGAAGGAAGAAGAAAAAAAACGAAGAUAGAGAGAGAAAAAAAUAAAUAAAACCUAAAAGAAAGAAAGAAAGAGAGAAACAAAGAAAAUGAAACCAAAAAGACGACAGACAAUAAAGGAAAAACUAGAGGAAACACAAAUGAAGAAUUAAGCAAAAUCAGAAAAAGAGAGAGAGAGAGAAAGAGAGGAGGAAGAAGCUGCCUAUCCACCAAAGCGCCACUACCCGGAACUAGUGAGCGCGCGCCAUCUGUUGAUUGAAAGUCGCACUGUUACUCUCAUCCGUCACGCCGCCGCCACUUGUCCAGGUUUCACGCACUGUAUUGAGGUCGUGAGGGAGGUUUGUGCUGCUCCCGUCUUUCCACACCUGUCCACCUGCUCCCCGCUGUCUCAUUUGCACGCCCACCUGUUAUGCUCCGUAUGUCUUGCUGAGUGUAUAAGGAAAUUCGUAUUUAUAUAUUUUUUUUUUAUAGGUUGUUGAUAUUUUGUGUUGUUUGUUUAUGUAAGGUUUGUUUAUACGUGUGUUUGUUUGUGUGUCUGGAAUGUGAAAGCUGUCCAAAGUUUGUGAUGAAUAACUCAAAUGGCGGAAAGACAAAACAGUGAGAAUGAUAUUUGUACAUGCACUGAUAAAGGGCGUAACAGUUUCCUGCCCCGUGAUUGGCUGGCGGCGGCGUGACGUCACGAGGAAAAGGAAAAGAAAAUGGAUUGUUCUAGACAGGCUUUGUAAUGUGACAAUAGGUUUAUGUUAAUUCAAGUGAACGAAAUGUUUUGCAAUAUAUAAAACGAGGUGGAUUAUUACAAAGAGCUAGGCAAUAUGGAAACUAUUGUAUUUUGUUAAUGAUAUUCUUAUUUUGCAUAAAGUAUUUAAAAAUGUGAUGAUUUAAAAGAACAUUUCUAUUUUAUGUGAAAGAAAAGGUAACUUGUAAGAAUUAAUGGAUGUAUCUCUCUCUCUCUCUCUCUCUCUCUCUCUCUCUCUCUCUCUCUCUCUCUCUCUCUCUCUCUCUCUCUCUCCAGCUGUUUUUAGACGUCUGCUUCCUCCCGUGGCUUCCCAUACAAGAUGUGGGUUGGUUACAGGCUAGUCUUGCGUUCUGCUUUGCUUUUGGCCAGCUCGAUGUACGUGGUUGUGCUCUGAUUGGCUCCCGGCGGUGGCGAGUACGCGUGCUUGCAUUCUCAUUGGUUGAUUGGGGUGACAGUGAUCCAAUGAGGUUAAAGGAAAUUAAGUUUGUACGUGUGUUUGUCAAAGAUGAGUAGUUUGGGUGAUUCAGUGGUUAGUCUGGGUGAUUCAUCGGUUAGUUCGGAUAACUGAAUGGAUCGGCCGGAUAAUUGAGUGGCUAACCAGUACAAUAAAGUCACUAGUCCGGAUAAUUGAAUGGUUAGCCAGUAUAUCAGGGUAAUAAAGUGUUCAGUCCGGUUACUUGAAUGAUCCGGAUAACCAAGUUGAUAAUCCGGGUAAUCUAGUGAAUGGUCCGGAUAACGCGUGGCUCUGAUAACGGUACCGGUUACGAGGUAGUGUUCUUGCGUUGGUUGGUUAACUCUGUAGCCCUUAUCUCACCUGUGGUUAAUUAAUCGGUGUUCACCUGUGUGGUUCAGGCUUGUACUAGUUGAAGUGAUGAGUAGUUACCUGACUAUGCUAACCUGUCACAUCCUAAUUAGUGUUGGUUCACCUGUGUUGUCACUAGCACUGGUUCACCUGGUUGUCACAUUCACUUGGGACUCUCUCACCUAUCAAUGGUCGAACUAGUACUAGUCUAUCUGUCGACUGGCCGCAGGUACUCGAUCACGGUCGACUCACCUGUGUGGCUUAACGAGUCUUACCUGAGCACGAAAUACGAAGAAGUUGUUUUGCUCACGUACGGUUCCUUCCGCUUCCCCUGUGUGUGCAUCGCCUGCUGUGGACCGCCCCGUCUGAUUCCACUCGUAUCCGGAACAUAGUGAGAGGGAGGGUAAAGAUGGGUUUGUUACGGAUACGAGCCUAACUAAGCGAUUCUCACUGGCAACGCAGUAAACGUGCAGGUGCGGAGGUUGUACUUAAUCACAGGUGAGGGGAAGUUAUCUGCGGAGGGAACACCUGGUGGACUACAUUCACCUGGUCACCUGGUUACAUUAAUCUGCUCACCUGUCCAGACAUCUCACGUGUUGGGCCUUAGGGGAAUAUCAAAUUUUACUAACAGUCACAAAACAUGUCUUUUUUUCUUAAUCUUCUAAAUGUUCCCCCCUAUUUGUUUUUCAUCUCUCUCUAAUUCUUCUCUGGCAGUUUGAUAUAUAUAUUUUUCUUUUUAAGCCUUUGUUUCAUGUACUUUCAAACACUCCCACAAUGCACCGCCCACUGCGUGUAAUAGUGCAGUCAGAGCCACAAGUCCUAACACACUGCUUUCUUGUCCACGGUUCGUCUCUGUCCGCAAUACAAAGUCGUGAUCAAUUGCCAGUUAUUGAUAGACCCCAGCAGACCAGAAUCAUACUUUGUGGUUCAAGAGUCAAUUUUACAAUUUUAAGACCCUUUGCUGAGUCCUUCAACUAGUAAUUAAUUCCCAGCAGACUGAAGGUAAAAUUUUUGUGGUUCAAGGAUCAAAAUUUUCGUACAAUUUUAAGAUCUUUUUGCUGACAAUAAUAGAGUGAUAAUGUAUUGAAUCGCUCCUCCAGGAUUGAAUGGUCAGAGUUUUCCCUCAAAUUCCAGUCCUCUCUGCUGAUAAUCUUUGAGAAUUAAAAAUUUCUAGAUUCCAUGCAGAUUGGAUUGGAAUUGUGGCGGUGAUGGUAAAUAAAGAAAACGGAGUGUGGCGGUAUCUAACUCCCCGUUUUCCUUGCAGUGAUAGAAAACGGGAGUGAUAAACAAAUCCUAGAAAACGGGAUUUAAACGCGAAACAAAAUGUCAGAAAGUGAUUUUCAGUGCAGUGUUACCAGUUCGCGGGUGCUGAGGGCUUGUGGCGCUGGCUGUACCUCCGUGCUGGGCUGGUUAUUGGUAAAAGCGGUAGACUUUCCGUGAACGAUGAUGUCCAAGGGCUGCCGUGCCCACCUGACAAAGGUACAAAGUGUUUGGUGAUCGUAUGUAGAAUUCUUUUUUUCUUUCCUCCGCCUGACAGACAAUACGAUAAUCAUUAAACGUCAAGAAAAAAAUAUAAAAGGAGAAAGAAAAAAAAUGUGAAAAAAAAAAUAAAUAUAUACAAUAGGUGUAUAAAAGGAAGUUCAAAAAAUACUACUACUACUAUUGUUAAACUACUGUCACUACUACUACUACUACCACUGCUACUAUAUUACUGUUACUAUUACUCGUACUAUUGUCAUUUCUUUCCGUAUUUUCAUUAUAGUGUUAAGGAGUGCAACAAUUUAUUUUCCUGUUAUAUUUUUCUUUUAUAAUUUACAUGGGCGCCUUUUUUCCUUGGUUAUGUGUUCGAAAGAGAACGGGAUGUGAUUCACGUUUUCUGUUACGAAUGGGGAAACUUGGGUAAAUUGUGAUAUUACAUGUAAAUACUUUAAUGAUAUAGAAGCGUCUACCCCUCUUCUCUCUAUCAUCAUUAUUAUUAUUUUGAAAAGGCGUAAUAAUGAUUAAAAAAAAAUAAAAAAAAAUACUAUAUAUAAUGUACUUGGAUAAGGUUACACUGGGGUAGAAAACCUGAACCACUGUGUAGGGUAAAUGUGUGCUGGUUAGUUUACGAAAGUUUGUCCUUACGCUAGGAGAAAAAGAAAACGAUGUAGAAAAUGUAUUGCAAGAAAGAACCUGCAGUUUUUUAUUAUUAUUAUUAUUAUUAUUAUUAUUAUUAUUAUUAUUAUUAUUAUUAUUAUUAUUAUUAUUAUUGUUAUUCAUGUUAAACGAAGCACAAAAUAGAGGAAGUGUGUGUGUGUGUGUGUGUGUGUGUGUGUGUGUGUGUGUGUGUGUGUGUGUGUGUGUGUGUGUGUGUGUGUCUCAGCUAUGCAAUCAUGGUAACGAGAAAGUGAUAUUGAAAAAAACUAAUUAAGCUUUGUCCAUUUGCAUUAUCAUUAUUAUUAUUAUUAUUAUUAUUAUUAUUAUUAUUAUUAUUAUUACGUGUAUAUAACUUAUUAUUAUUAUUAUUAUUAUUAUUAUUAUUAUUAUUAUUAUUAUUUCACAAUACAUAACCUAAUCAAAUUUUCGAAGUUGACGUUAAAUUUACUUGUUUAUUUUCAUUCUUUAAGGAAGUUUUUUUUUUCUGUGUUAAUCAAAUCACUUAUCAUUGCUCUUACUAGUGAAUGUAAAAUAUUUAAUGAUUAAUGAAUAGCAAGUUAGUAAUAGUAGUAGUAGUAGUAGUAGUAGUAGUAAUGAUAAUAAUAAUAAUAAUAAUAAUAAUAAUAAUAACUACAACAUACCCGAGCCAAAUGUCAUAAUACAAAAGAUUUAAAUUACACACACACAAAUGAACGAUUGAGGAAGUGUGUGUGUGUGUGUGUGUGUGUGUGUGUGUGUGUGUGUGUGUGUGUGUGUGUGUGUGUGUGUGUGUGUGUGUGUGUGUGUGUGUGUGUGUACAUACAGGCUAGUGUAGGUAAUGUAGAAGUGUUCGUAUUUAUUUUUUCUUGACGCUGUUCAUUUGUUUGUUUGUUUGUUUGUUUGUUUGUUUGUUUUGGUUUGGUUCAUGGUCGCCCACUGCUCAUCUCCGAAAGAAAUAAAGAAAAUAAUAAAAAAAAAAAAACUAAGAGAAAAUAAUAAUAAUAAUGUAGAAGUGUAUAAACAGAUCAUAUUUUCCUGUUUUUUCGUGAAAUGUACAUAACCUUUUUCCGUUUUCUUUUCAAAGGGGACCAAUUGUGGUGCGAUUUUAGGCUGAUACACAUUGAGAGAGAGAGAGAGAGAGAGAGAGAGAGAGAGAGAGAGAGAGAGAGAGAGAGAGAGAGAGAGAGAGAGAGAGAGAUGAAUGCCCGUGUGUAUGUGUAUCGAUGUGUACCCAGACUAAACGCACACACACACACACACACUAUUCUCACUAAUACAGUUUCCCCUCCAAACCCAUAAAACCAACCUACAUUUUCUACACGCCGGCCAGUGCGAAGAAAACGGGAUGAGGCAGUAACCCGAGUACUCAUUUUCUUUGCACUGCGGCGUGAGAGAAAACGGGAGUGAGGGGUUUAUUAAGGGUAAUGUAUUGUAUUGUAUUAAUUUUUCACUCCUUUCCCUCCCGUUGAGUUGUGAGCGAGAGUCGUUUUCCUCCGUGUUUCCGUGGCCAGCUCAGGACGAAGAGAAAAUAUUGUAGGGUUCCACAACAUUUAUUCCCUCCCCCACCCCCCACACCCCGUUUUCUUUUUAUAACCAAUAGAUGGGGAGAAAAAAAUACAAAAACGUGUAUAUUUGGUCUUUUUCUUUUUUUUCUUUUUUUUUUUUUUUGGCGAAAGAUGAAUGAAACGAUAUACAAAAAAAAAAAAAACACGAAAAAAAAUAAAUAAAUGAUGCAUCAGUGUGUGUAUAUACAUGAUACAAGAAUACAUAAGUUGAAUAUUGUAUUACAUAAUCUACUACUACGUUUAGUAUACUUAUUGUACUGAAAGGAAUAAGGAAAUGAUGAUAUAUAUAUACGAAAAAAAUAAUGCUUAUGGUAAAAAUAUAAAAAAAGUGAUUAUAUAUGAGAAAUAAAAAAAAUAUAGGUAGAGAUUUUCCCUGAUAUAUUUUUUGCUUUUCCAUUUGAGGGCAUAUAGGGUAGAGGAUAAUUACUACUAUUACUACUAUUAUUAUUAUUAUUAUUAUUAUUAUUAUUAUUAUUAUUAUUAUUAUUAUUAUUAUUAUUAUGCUGAGAAUGUGUUAGGUUUAUUUUCUUUAUUAUUUCUUUUUUUGCCAGGCGUUGCUGGGCUGUCCAUUCAACUGUGAUUACACUACUGGUUGUUACAUAUAUUUUGUUUGGGGUUAUUUGUGAUUAUUUAUUGUUAUUUUUUUGGUUUGAUUUUUUUUUUUUCGCUUUUUUUCUAUUUUCGAUUGUUUGUUUUUCUUUUGUAUUUUUUUUUAUUGUAUUUUCUUUUUUCUUUUUUUUCCUUUAUUUUCGAUUCCAUUUUCUUUUUUUUUUUUUUUUUUUUUACUUAUUUCAAUUACAUUUUCUUUUCUCUCUUAUUUUCGAUCAUUUUUCUUCAUUCCUCUUAACUCUCGACUAUAUAUUUUCAUUCAAUUUCGAAAACAUACUUUAUCUCCUCAAUGACAUCAUUUUCUUAUUACUUAAUUAUAUAUUAUUUAUUUAUUGGUUAUAUAUCUUGUACAAGUGCAGUUAUGAAGGUUGUGUAUUGAAAUCAUUAUUAUUAUUAUUAUUAUUAUUAUUAUUAUUAUUAUUAUUAUUAUCAUCAUUAUUAUCUUUAUUAUUCUUAUCAUUAUUAUUAUUAUUAUUAUUAUUGAAUGUAUACAAUGAUUUCCACACACACACACACACACACACACACACACACACACACACACACACACACACACACAUACACACACAAGAGUUAUGUAUGUAUGUUUGUACGUACGUGUUAAAAUUGCCAACUCUGAACAGCCCGCAAUCCCUACCAUAUGAAAAAAAAAGGAAAGAUACAAAUAAAAAUCACAAAAUGUUGGAAAAAUAA